AUGCCUUCGGAAUCCGGCGCGGACCCCAGCUCCUCUGUCCCCAUCUCCAAACCGCUCCCAACGGCGGCCGACGAGACGACGACGAACAACGGCGCCACGGCCAGAUCACCCCUGCCGUCUGGCUACCAGAGUCCCCUCUCCGAGUCGAUCGACGAGGCCAGGGCCGCAGCGGUAGCAGCACCGGCACCAGCACCAGCACCAGUCGCAGCCACCGCAAACGGCAAGGCGACGGCAACAGCAGCAGCGGCACCAUCCGCGGCAUCUGCAACAGCAUCCUCGGCGAGACCACCUGCGCUCAACCCGGUCCCGACCGCUGGCGGCCUUCGACAGCGACGUCAGCAUCCGCCCGCGCGACUCGGCAACGGCGCCUCGCCCUUUGCUCGUCCCGGCGACUCCCCGCGCUUCGUGGCCACGCUGCGCGACUUUGACCGAUUCCUGCGAUCGCUCCCCGUCCCGCUCCACCGCAUUGUCCCUUCGCUGUUCGCCAGAGUCAUCUGUCGGGUCUUUCGAGCGCAGAACCUGAUGGCGUCCAACAUCGCCUUCGACAUUGCCCUCCUCUUUUGGAGGAUCAUCAUUAAUCUCUUUUUCCGAGAGAUCCGGCCUCGAUCAGCAUGGCGGAUCCCCAAGGAAGGCCCCGUCAUCUUUGUGGCGGCGCCCCACCACAACCAGUUCCUCGACCCGCUGCUGCUGGCGUCCGAGGUGCGUAGGGCCUCGGGCCGCCGCGUCGCCUUCCUCAUCGCCGAAAAGAGCAUCAAGCGCCGCUUCAUUGGCGCGGCGGCGCGCAUCAUGCAGUCGAUUCCCGUGGCGCGGGCGGCCGACAGCGCCAAGGCGGGCCAGGGCACCGUGGCGGCGCACCCGUCGGGCGACCCGCUGCGCCUCAUCGGCCACGGCACCGCCUUCACCUCGCAGCUCGUGCCCAAGGGCCAGAUCAUGCUGCCCAAGUCGACCGGCUACGCGUGCGCAGAGGUGGUCGAGGUCGUGAGCGACACCGAGCUGCGCAUCAAGAAGGAGUUCAAGGACCCGCGCGCCAUCGAGGCACUGAAGGGCGGCGGCGGCGGCGGCGCCGAUCGCGGCCGCAAGGACUCGCCGUCGUCGGCCGACGAGGCCAAGGGCGCUGCGGGCGGCGGCUCCGGCUGCAAGUACCAGUGCCUGCCCUUUGUCGACCAGACGCAGAUGUACUCGAGCGUCUACGAGAAGCUGGCCGAGGGCGGCUGCCUGGGCAUCUUCCCCGAGGGCGGCAGCCACGACCGGACCGACCUGCUGCCGCUCAAGGCGGGCGUCGUCAUCAUGGCGCUCGGCGCCAUGUCGGCCAACCCGCAGCUCAACGUGCGCAUCGUGCCCGUCGGCAUGUCCUACUUCCACCCGCACAAGUUCCGCAGCCGUGCCGUCGUCGAGUUUGGCUCGCCGAUCGAUGUGCCGCGCCACCUGGUCGGGCGCUUCGAAGAGGGCGGCGACGGCAAGAAGAAGGCCGUCGGCGAGAUGAUGGACAUCGUCUACGACGGCCUCAAGGGCGUCACGCUGCGGGCGCCCGACUACGAGACGCUCAUGGUGGUCCAGGCGGGCCGCCGGCUGUACAAGGCGCCCGGCCAGACGCUGAGCCUGGGCAAGACGGUGGAGCUCAACCGCAAAUUCAUCAUGGGCUACCUCAAGUUCAAGGACGAGCCGCGCGUCAUGAAGCUCAAGGACGACAUCCUGCGCUACAACAAGCGGCUGCGCUACGCCGGCCUGCGCGACCACCAGGUGGAGCGGGCGACGCGCGCCGGCUGGCGCAGCCUCGGGCUGCUCUUCUACCGCCUCGGCCUGCUCGGCUUCUGGGGCGGGCUGGCGCUGCCGGGCGCGGUGCUCAACUCGCCCAUCAUCGUGCUGGCCAAGCUCAUCAGCCACCGCAAGGCCAAGGAGGCGCUGGCGGCGUCGCAGGUCAAGAUCGCCGGCCGCGACGUGCUGGCGACGUGGAAGGUGCUCGUGUCGCUCGGCGUGGCGCCCGUCCUCUACUCGUUCUACGCCGGCCUGGCCACCUACUUUGCCCACCGACACGGGCUGCCGGCGCGCCACCAGCUGCUGAUGCCGCUCUACGCGCUGACGGUGCUGCCGACGAUGAGCUACUCUGCGCUCAAGUUUGGCGAGGUGGGCAUCGACAUCUACAAGUCGCUCCCGCCGCUGUUUGUCUCGCUGCUGCCGGGCAACCACAAGGUCAUCGCCGACCUGCAGCGCACGCGGGCGCAGAUCUCGGCCGACAUGCACACGCUCAUCGACGAGCUGGCGCCGCAGGUGUGGGAGGACUUUGAGGAGACGCGCCUCACGCCGGCGUCCGAGGCGCCGCCGUCGACGGGCCGCGAGGCGCUGCUGUGGCGGCAGAAGCGGCGCAGCGGCAAGUCGGCCGACGUCCUGGCCCAUCCGCUGCAGUGGGUCGACGAGCGGCUGUUUGGCUGGGGCCGACGUCGGGGCUCGUCGACGCGCCGCGCCAUCACGGCCGAGGAGCUGCGGGCGUCGUCGGCGGGGGCAGGCGCAGGCGCGGGCGGCGACAAUGCCGUGCUGGAAGACGACGAGAUCGAGGCCGACGCCGACGACUACUCGAGCGCCACCGAGGGCGACAGCGACGACGACUCGGAGCGCGACGAGGGCGACUACGAGGCCGUCUUUUCGCUGCUCAACCCGCAGAACCUCGUUUUCGGAGGCGGCGCCAAGAGCCCCUCGACGCCCGGCGGACACGGCAAGGGGCGCCGGAGCCGGUCGCAGUCGCGCUCGAGGAGCGGCAGCGUCCACGGCGGCGGCGGUCUCGGCAGCCUCGAGACGUUUGCCGAGAAGCGUAACCGGAGCAACCAGGACCUGCGUGCGCUGAUGCGCGAGGGCGGCGCCAUGUCGCCUACCGAGCAGCGGACGCAGUUCGGCGGCGACGCCAGGCGCGCGGCCAACGCGUCCGACGCCUCGGCCGAUGGCGCGGGCGCGGGUGGCGGCGGCCCCGCAGUCUCGUCGGCGACGACGACGGCGACGGCGAGCGCGGGCCAGGCGGCGACGCAGCGGCGCAACCGGACCCACUCGCUUUCGGACGACGUGCACGUCGAGCAGCUCAAGGCGGCGGGCCCCAAGGCUCGCAGCGUGCCCUUUUCGGCGGCGUCGCAGGCGCUCGAGAUGCAGGCGGCCACCCACGGAGGCAUGCAGGCGGCGGGGGCGAGGCCGGCGCUGGCGCAGAUGAAGUCGGCCGAGAUCACGCCGCCCGCCACGCCGGCGGCCACGGACCUGUCGAUGGUACCCGUCGAGGCCGAGGCAGCAGGAGGAGAGCAGCAGCAGCAGCAGCAGCAGUAG
Pseudozyma flocculosa PF-1 is the source of this 3303-nucleotide messenger RNA. RefSeq lists its product as uncharacterized. NCBI's taxonomy places the organism in Eukaryota, Fungi, Basidiomycota, Ustilaginomycetes, Ustilaginales, Ustilaginaceae. Gene Ontology annotation, biological process: phospholipid biosynthetic process. The record is from RefSeq and is a predicted model, not a curated record. The coding region runs from base 1 to 3303 and encodes 1100 amino acids. Gene Ontology annotation, molecular function: glycerone-phosphate O-acyltransferase activity; glycerol-3-phosphate O-acyltransferase activity. Gene Ontology annotation, cellular component: endoplasmic reticulum membrane. The transcript is spliced from 2 exons.